Messenger RNA from Chelonia mydas (Green sea turtle), 3689 nucleotides. RefSeq names its product EPM2A glucan phosphatase, laforin (gene EPM2A). The transcript has 4 exons. Lineage: Eukaryota; Metazoa; Chordata; Testudines; Cheloniidae. Gene Ontology annotation, molecular function: starch binding; protein tyrosine/serine/threonine phosphatase activity; protein tyrosine phosphatase activity. Gene Ontology annotation, biological process: protein dephosphorylation. The coding region runs from base 1221 to 2045 and encodes 274 amino acids. Gene Ontology annotation, cellular component: nucleus; cytoplasm. The record is from RefSeq and is a predicted model, not a curated record.
UAAUCAGGAUAGGACCCAGGGCACAUGCAAGAAAUGUACAAGUGAGGCUUUUGGGUGACUGAUUUUGGUCAGAAGAGCCCAGUUUAGCUAGAGCGAGUGAAAACCCCUUUUGUGUUGUUAAAACAUCAUUCAGCUUCCCAUAGAAUUUAGCUGCAGUGAGGCUAACCUGUACUUAUUGGGAAAUGUUUCUCCCCUUUCUCUUUUACAUUGUGAAAAUGUCUUGAACCAAUUUACAUGUAACCAUGGAGGCCCAGUUGCUGUCCAGUUCAGACAUAUCAUAAUGUAAAAGCUUCUGUUAAUCUCUGGGUGCUUGUUUAAUGGGUGGUGUACUGAGUAUAUUCUAAUUAUGCCAUAAAUAUUCCUUCAGAACUAACCUGUAUGGAAUUUUAUUCUUUAUCAUGGUGAGUGUUCAGCAAUGUGAACUUCCUGCCUGGCUGCAAAGGAAGAAAACAGCCUGUGGAUUGUCAGCGUACUGCUGAGGUUUUAUGGUACUCAUCUGAGUGUUUCCUCUGUUUUCAGUCACCAAAAAUGGUUAGAUCUUUAACUCUCAGAUUCCUGGAUAUCAUUGUUCUUGAUUAUAAGUGUGGAAGGGAGCUUAACAAGAGGUUUUCCCCUUCCAACAAUUAAAAAAAGUACUGCAAGACGCUGUCAAAGAUGGAUCAAUUAAAAACUUUGACUAUUAUACCUGUGAUCCUCUGUAUUCGGUUGUAAAAAUUACAGUUUGAAAACAUCUGGAUCCUUUUCUUUAAAAAAAGGUUUAUAAAAUAUAAAUCAACAUGUGUCGGAUGUUCAGUACCAUCUGUGUUUAAGGUGAAAAUGAACCAAUCCUCAGGAAAACAUUUAUAACACAGUUAUUAGAAUAUCUGCACCUCUGAAGGCAUACUCACAAUCAAUAGUGGGAGUGCUCUAGGAGUGGGCAGAAUUAUAUUUGUUACAAAUAUCUGGGCGUAGGCACUCCUAUGCAACUAAAGGGAUUUCCAUCCAGUUGUGUGUGUAACAUGUUAUAUCACAUCAAUUAUGAUGUAAUGCUUAGUUGUUACACAUUGACAGCUUUAGGUAAGAAAACUAUUUUGAAAUAGGAUUUUAAUCUGAUAAUGUUCCUUAAAAUAUACAUCAAAAAUACUGUGUAUAAUACUUAUUUACAUCUUCAAAGUAUAUUACAAAGAUAACUAAUCCUCAUAAAUAUUCCUGCAGGAUAAAUAGGUAUCACUAUUUUACAGAUGAAGAAACUGAGGCAGAGAGAUCAUGGUUCUUCCAAGCCAGUGAGACAGCCAGCAUCAAAGCUAGAAUUAGAUAGAUUUGUGCUUAGACCACAAAUCUAUAUGCAUCAUGGCCAAAGGAAGGCUACUGCAGGUAAUGGGCCCCAUCAUGACCGCUGCUGUGUCUACAAUGAAAGCAACUUGGUAGAUGGAGUUUAUUGCCUGCCAAUAGGACACUGGAUCGAAGUCUCUGGACACACUGAUGAGAUGAAACACACAACUGACUUCUAUUUUAAUAUUGCUGGCCAUCAAGCCAUUCACUAUUCCAGGAUUCUGCCAAACAUCUGGCUGGGAAGUUGCCCUCGGCACGUGGAGCAUGUGACCAUCAAGCUAAAACACGAAUUGGGUGUUACGGCUGUAAUGAACUUCCAGACCGAGUGGGAUGUUGUUCAGAAUUCCUGGGGCUGUAACCGCUAUCCAGAACCCAUGAGCCCAGAGGUGCUUAUGAAACUGUAUAAAGAGGAAGGUCUCGCUUAUGUCUGGAUGCCAACCCCAGACAUGAGCACUGAAGGAAGAAUACAGAUGUUGCCUCAGGCUGUCUGUCUCCUGCACGGGCUGCUAGAGAAUGGACACAUCGUCUACGUGCAUUGCAAUGCUGGUGUGGGCAGGUCCACAGCCGCCAUCUGUGGCUGGUUAAAGUAUGUGAUGGGAUGGAACCUGAGGAAAGUGCAGUACUUUGUGGCCUCCAGGAGACCAGCUGUCUACAUAGAUGAGGAAGCUCUGGUUCGUGCCGAAGAUGAUUUCUAUCAGAAAUUUGGACCGCUUCGCUGCUCAUGCAGACCUUAGUGGUUGAAAAGCUGAUUGGAGGAGGGGAGAGAUUCAUCACAGAGUUGCCAACCCCAAGCAUUCAAAAUUCAUAAGUCAGGCCCCCCAAAUUCGUGUGUGAGUGAGAGAGAGAGUGUGUGGGAAAUCAUGAGAUUUAAAAACAAUAAUUAGUUUAGUCGAUUUUUAUUUGCCUUCUGUUUUUUAGCCUUUGGGGUUGUUAUUUUCAAACUUUUCUCUGCAACCAGGAGGGCUAGGAACUUACUUUGCAAAGUGAAAGGUGAGAUUCUCAUGUACUCAUGUGACUGCAGGAGCUGGGACAAAUAUCACAAGAUACAGCCGUGCGAGAUGGCAAGACUGUGGUAAGAAGAAGGUGGAGCAAUUCAGAAGUGCUAUAUAAAGAAAUAAAAGUCAGUGGUGUGGUUUUUGGUUUUUUUCUGGCUUCGGUAGUCAGGGUUGUUUGACCAUUUCAGGUAGAGCCUUCUGUUUUGGUGUGUUUACAAAGAUGUUUAUAAUGAAAUGGUCUGACUGAGAAAAAGAAGAAGGAAAUUGAUUUUUGCAGUUCUGUUUUUGUAACAAACAGCAAGUUAAAUUCAAUUAAUUAGGCAAGAGCUGCCCUUUCUCUCUCAUUUAGGUUUAUAGUUAAUGUCAUUUAGUAAAAUUUACUGCUGUACUUUGUUAUGGUGCUGAGUGUACUCUAGAGGCUGCGCAUAAAGGUGGGGAAAAGUUCCACUUAUGCAUAUUUAAUCUACUGCAAGGCAGAACUCCUGGUUUAUUAGAUUAUCCUAGAUUGUAAGAUUUCUGGUGCAGGAACUGUUUUUCUUUUCCUUGUCUGUACAGUGCCUAACACUGCCACAAUCCUUGAUUAGGGCCUCUUGGUGCCUCGGGAAGAUAAAUAACAAUAAAGAAAAUUGAGUUAAAGCAGAAGAUAUGGGAGCUGGCCUGGUGAGCCUAUAUGCAGGCUCUUGCCCGGUUUAGGUGCAAGUGUCCAUCUCAUUCCCCAAUUUGGCGUUGCCUGGAAGUUCUGCAAUACCAGCUGUCUCUUGCUCCUGUGGAAGACAAGUGCUUCCAUUGCUGCUCAGACAUUGCUGUCCCAUUAGCUAAAACUGGGAAGGACACCACUAGGCUCCAGAGUCCAAACAUGCCCCACUCAGCCGAAAAUAGGUGCUGCAACUCAUGACCUAGAGGGGAGGAAGUGGAGAAAUUCCUCCACGGAGGGUCUGAUUGGGUGGGAGAGUCGCUUGUUGAGGACACAAAAAUUAAGAAACUAAUUUCUAGAGGCAGAUGGCUGAGCUAAAUCCCUUUUCCAGUUAUUUUUAGAAAAACGAUUUGUCUAUAUAGAGAUUUAUUCCAUGAUAAAGAGGUGUUGAGAGACACAUGUGACCUUAAUUAUAAGGAAAUCCUACUACUGGAGACUUGUUAGCGAUCUCACUGUUACAAUAUGCUGGGCACUGUUCACGGAGAAUGUCCAUCAGAAUAUAUUUUGCUUUAUCUUCUACCCCUCAGAUGCCCUCAGAUGUGAAGAAGCCACUGGAAGUUAUUUUAAAUGUAUGUAUUUGAUCAUCACUUUAUUUCAGAUUUCUGUUUUGAAAUAAUGUAUGUCACCAGUUAGAUAUGGGAUGAAACUAUAGCCCGAUGUUAAAUAAAAGCCUUAUGACACUUCCAUAA